This is a messenger RNA of Melanaphis sacchari, 1703 nucleotides long. RefSeq lists its product as uncharacterized. The record is from RefSeq and is a predicted model, not a curated record. Lineage: Eukaryota; Metazoa; Arthropoda; Insecta; Hemiptera; Aphididae. The transcript has 7 exons. The coding region runs from base 296 to 1537 and encodes 413 amino acids.
AUUUUGCUAUUAAUACAUAAUACAUUAUAGUACGUAUAGUGUUUAAUGCAAUUGAUGCAUAAUACUUUGUGAUGUCAUAAAAAAUUAGUUGUAUUUUUAUCACAUAACAGAAGCUACAUAGUUGUCUUGUUGAUUGUACUUAACUACUUGAGUGUAUACGGAUGUGCGUCAGUCCCCACAUUGACAUAAGUAGUAUAAACAAAAAUGUAUCCGUAAUUGACAAAUGGGUCUCGUACUCAGGAAUAUUUCAGCUUCAGUUUAAUCAUAUGCAUCCUGUAGUCAAGAACUCUGCACCAUGACGUCUGGAUCUAGAAACAUAGAUUUGUUUUUUUUGCAAUCUAUGAUUGACAAAACCGAACCUGGAGUGAAAAUUAAUUCGUACGAAAUAGCGUUAGGGUCAAAACGAGGUGAUAACUAUACAUCAAUGUUGUACAGGAUCCAACUGUAUGGCGACAACGGAUGGUCAAAGUCUCUGAUCUACAAAUGUUUGCCCGAUAACAGACAGGCUAGAAAUACGUACAAAUCCGAAAUACUGUUUAACAACGAAGUAACAUUCUAUACAAAAUCGUUUACAGCAUUGACGAAAUAUCAAGAGCACAAAAAAUUGGUUGAACCUUUUAAUAGUGUGCCGAAAUGUUAUUUGGCCCAAAGUGAUAUUGUCAUAUUAGAAGAUAUGCGAUGCAAAGGAUUCACAAUGCUAGACAGGAUGAAGGGUCUUGAUUUUAAUCACUGUAGAGCCAUACUAAGAGUUUUGGGAAAAUUCCACGGGUUAUCGCUGUCUAUGAAAGUCGACGAACCGGAAAAGUUUAAAGAAUGCAUUUCGGACGCAAUAAAUGAAGUUUACUACAAGAGUGAAAACGAAUUGUGGUACAAAGGAUAUUACAGACGAGCUGCAGAGAAUGCAGAGAAAAUGCUGGAGUCUGAAUUGACCGAAGAUGAGAAACCAAAAUAUUUGGAUAAAUUUCGAAAAUUUGUCAACCACGAAUCAUUCUUUGGGUAUAUGGUGGGACUGGUAUCCCCAAAAGAAUCGCUAGCUGUGCUCUGUCAUGGUGACUGUUGGACAAACAAUUUUUUGUUUCAAUACGCUCAAGACGGAAGUAUAUCUGAAGUGUCUAUUGUAGAUUUUCAGUUGGCUAGGUACGGUUCUCCCGCAUUGGACUUGGUCAGUCUUUUGUAUUGCUGUACCAGCGCAGAGUUAAGGAAACAGUAUUUACCUGAACUUUUGGAAGAAUAUUACGAUUCAAUUGUCAGUAUUUUAACGCAAACAGACUGCUUGAACCAUUAUCCAAAUAUUCGACAAAAGUUGUACGAAGAGGUGCGUGAAUACAACGUGUUCGGUCUAGGAGUAGCACUAGACAUGAUACCAAUCAUUACAUGUGACUCGGAAUUGGCUCCGGACAUGUAUACCGAAGAUACGAUUAACGUAGACGACGAACCCAGCAAGGAACCUUACCCCGUCAUGACCUCAAGCAACUUGUGCCGCCAAAUGAUUGCCGACUUGGUUAAAGAACUCGUAGAUAACGGAUGUUUAACAUAAUUGGUUGGGCCAGUCAAGACGAUGUACGAUUGUCAUAUUUUGUCGUUUAUUUAUACAUAUAUUGUAGCCGUAGAUAUUAUGAAACCUGAAGUUUUGUUGUUUAUUAUUUUUUUUUUUUUUUAAUUUGUAAUUCUCAUUACAUUAUUAUUGUCAUUUAAUAAUAUUA